AUGUCGCCCAUCGGCUUCAACACAGACGACAUUCCCCUCCAGUCGCUCGACAUUCCUCGUCGCGACAUGUCUCCGUCGCCGUUGCUUCUGCCGUCGCCCGCGUUUGAACGUGAGCUCGCCUCUCUGUCUUUGGCCCUGGCCGCCUCGUCUCCAUCGUUCUCGGACCAGACCUUUGUCUCCGCUCCUGAACGGCCUUCCUGGUCGCCCCUCCCGUCGCCUUCGCUCUCGUCUCUGGUGCCCCGUCCUCUGUUUGCAGCCCCCAUUUUCUCGCCUCGUUCGCCAAUGUUCCGCCUGGCUCAGCCCGCUGUUGCCCGCGAGUCGCUCGUCUUCCGUCGCCGCCAGAUCUACCUGAACGUCUACGCUCCUCCGGCUGUUGUGGUCCCCGGUCUCCCCAAGUUAGACAAGGUCAGUAAGCCCCGUGCCCUUUCUCCCAAGUCCCAGGCCGCUUUUCGCGCCCGGCGCGAAGCCGAAGAUGCGUUGAUUAUGCCACCGAUUCUGUACACGCCGCCGCCGCAGCCGCAGCCGCACAUAGUCUCUCCCUUCCGGCAGGACUACAUUCACAGCUUCAAGCCGGACCUUCCGGCCCACCUUUGUGAGUCCCCUGCGGCUAUUUCUCCGAGGGCUGCUGCCCCCGUUGCGACCUCUCUGCCUCUGCCUUUGUCGUCUUCUUCGACGUCCGCUUCGUCUCCGUCGCCCCGUCCGCUGCUCGAGGAGCGCACGUCCCCGAUCCCCAUCCCAGGUGCUCGUCGCCGGCCAUUCCCCCCAGUCCGCCGCACGUCUGUUCUCUUUGACCGUCCUCCUACCCGGGCUGAUUACGACUCGGACUCCAGCUCGUCCGCCUCUUCUUCCUUCAUCUACGAGUCGCCUCGCCGCUACCCUCGAUCGCCCGACCCUAAACUCCUUGGUCUUCCUCAAUUCCCCAUUGAGCCCGACUCGUCGGACCAGGAAAGUGAGGAGUAG
Molecule: messenger RNA, 960 nt
Organism: Sporothrix schenckii 1099-18
Lineage: Eukaryota; Fungi; Ascomycota; Sordariomycetes; Ophiostomatales; Ophiostomataceae
Exons: 1
Coding region: 1-960 (319 amino acids)
Source: RefSeq, a predicted model, not a curated record